UCAGUGAGAAGCCACACAGCUGCUACUCACAUGAAUGCUCUCACCUCACUCUGAACAAGCCGCCAUCAUGCUCUGGAAACUAGUGGACAAUGUCAAGUAUGAAGACAUCUACGAGGACCGCCAUGAUGGUGUCCCCAGCCACAGCUCCAGGCUGUCCCAGUUGGGCUCGGUGUCCCAAGGACCCUACUCCAGUGCCCCUCCGCUGUCACACACACCAUCCUCGGACUUUCAGCCCCCCUACUUCCCACCGCCAUACCAGCCGCUGCCCUACCACCAGAGCCAGGAUCCCUACUCCCAUGUCAACGAUCCUUACUCCUUGAACUCCCUGCACCAGCCCCAGCAGCACCCCUGGGGCCAGCGCCAGAGGCAGGACGUCGGCUCAGACGGCGGAUCUCUCCUACCCCAGCCCAGAGCCUCUCUGCCUCAGCUGUCUGGACUCGACCCCAGGAGGGACUACCACUCUGUCCGGCGCCCAGAUGUCCUGCUGCACUCCGCUCACCAUGGCCUGGACUCCGGCAUGGGGGAUGGCCUGUCCCUGCAUGGACUCGGGCAUCAUGGCAUGGAGGACGUCCAGUCAGUGGAAGACGCUAAUAACGCCAUGAAUCUGCUGGACCAGUCCGUCAUCAAGAAAGGUCCCUGUUCAGGCACUUCUUCAAACGAUAACUCUGUCACCUCGCUGAUGAUGAACAAGGAUGGCUUCCUGGGAGGGGUGACGGUGAACGCCGGUGAAGUGUUCUGCUCGGUGCCGGGCCGCCUGUCCUUGCUCAGCUCCACGUCCAAAUACAAAGUGACAGUGGGGGAGGUGCAGCGCCGCCUGUCCCCUCCGGAGUGUCUGAACGCCUCUCUGCUGGGAGGGGUGCUGAGGAGAGCGAAGUCGAAAAACGGUGGAAGAUCUUUAAGGGAGAGAUUGGAAAAGAUCGGGUUGAAUUUACCAGCUGGAAGACGCAAAGCUGCCAACGUCACUUUAUUGACCUCCCUGGUGGAAGGUGAAGCUGUCCAUCUCGCCCGGGAUUUUGGUUACAUCUGUGAAACGGAAUUUCCAGCCAAGGCUGUGUCAGAAUACUUGAACAGACAGCACACAGACCCGACCGAUCUGCACUCCAGAAAGAACAUGCUGCUGGCCACAAAGCAACUUUGUAAAGAGUUCACAGACCUUCUGGCCCAGGACAGAACGCCCAUAGGUAAUAGCCGACCUAGCCCAAUCCUAGAACCGGGAAUCCAGAGCUGCUUAACUCACUUUAGCCUCAUCACCCACGGCUUCGGCUCCCCGGCCAUCUGUGCGGCCCUCACGGCUCUCCAAAACUACCUAACCGAGGCCCUGAAGGGAAUGGACAAAAUGUUCCUGAAUAACAACACCAACAGGCACACAUCCGGAGAGGGACCAGGUAGUAAAAACAGUGACAAGGAAGAGAAGCACCGGAAAUGAAAGCUGGACCUACUAUAACAUCCUUUCAUUUUAGCUUUAACGGAAAACAAAAAAGGAAAAAAAAAACAAAAAAGAAAAAGAAAAAUAUUGAACUGGCUUUGGAGAAUUACAAAUAUAUAUCAGACUGCGCCCCUGACGCAAACCCACGGACAUCCAGCACGCGAUCGGGUGCAAAAAU
Molecule: messenger RNA, 1604 nt
Organism: Nanorana parkeri
Lineage: Eukaryota; Metazoa; Chordata; Amphibia; Anura; Dicroglossidae
Gene: TFAP2B
Product: transcription factor AP-2 beta
Exons: 9
Coding region: 35-1426 (463 amino acids)
Biological process (GO): regulation of cell population proliferation; regulation of transcription by RNA polymerase II; anatomical structure development
Cellular component (GO): nucleus
Molecular function (GO): RNA polymerase II transcription regulatory region sequence-specific DNA binding; DNA-binding transcription factor activity, RNA polymerase II-specific
Source: RefSeq, a predicted model, not a curated record